AUGGCUGCCAAUACGGAAUGGGUUGGGAGUCCUAGCCCACCCGAGCUGUCAACAACAGCCCCGUCGACGACCUCCGACUCCUUUGUGGAGCCUAGCGUCAUGAAGAUUGGUUACUUUGGCAAUGAAUUCCCCCAUGACGACCUGAAAGACCUCUUCCGUCGUCUUUGGAAUCAUAGCAAAGACAGACAGCAUCGGUUGCUGGCCGCAUUCAUCCAUGAGGCGACCUUGGCCGUUCGAGAAGAAGUCCGGCUACUGCCAUCGGCACUGAGAGCCUUGGUCCCCCCGUUUGAGACCAUUCUUAACCUCGCCGACCAUCCCGAGCUGCGAAGCGGGCCUUUAGGAGGUGCUGUCGAUGGGUUGCUUCUCUGUGCAGUCCAGCUGGCGGCAUUUAUCGGCUACCAUGAAGAUGAUGCCAGGGACGGAUUCACCUUCGGCAACUCGGAUGCUUGCCUCACUGGCAUCGGCACGGGCCUGUUGUCAGCGGCUGCCGUGUCGUUAUCCGAGACGCUAGCGGACGUGCCGCUGGUUGGUGCCGAGGCGGUCCGCACCGCCUUCCGACUUGGCGUUCUCGUUGACGAAGUCUCGCGGACCUUGCAGCCUCGCGCAGCCGACGGUGGGCGCGGUGAUAGCUGGGCAUACGUGGUGCCAGACACUGCGGCCGCAGAGAUUCAACGCGAGCUUGAUGCCGUACACAGGGCCGAGAACAUUUCCGAGCCAAACAAGAUAUUCAUCAGCGCCAUCGGCCGCAGCUCGGUGACCAUCAGCGGUCCGCCGGCACGACUAAAGCACCUCUUCCACGUAUCCGACUUUUUCCGCGACAGGACGCAUGUCGCUUUGCCCGUGUACGGGGGUCUCUGCCAUGCCAAACACGUCUACAACGAGGAGCAUGUCGAGAGGAUUGUCCAGACCAGCCUGCUUGAUGCGCUCUUCAAGGUGCGGGUGCCCGUCUUCCCGACCGGCAGCUCAAGACCGUUCUCGGGCAAGACCGCCACCGGCCUGUUCCGCAAUAUCGUGAGGGAACUUCUUACCCAGACCAUCCAGUGGGACAUGGUUAUCCACGGCGUGAAACAACACGCCAAGGACAUGGCAGCGUCCGAGUACCUGGUCUUCACGAUCCGCACUUCCUUGCCGGGCCGCGAGCUCGUCGACGCCUUGAAUGCUGACUCGCCUGGGUCGGUAGCGAAAGUCAAGGACCUUGUGCCGUGGAUUACCAAGCCAGAAACCGUCCCGCGAGGCCCGAGGGGCACCCAGCAGGCCAAGAUUGCCGUCGUGGGCAUGGCCUGCCGCAUGCCUGGAGGCGCAACCGACACGGAGAAGUUCUGGAACAUACUGAGCCAAGGCCUCGACGUGCACAGGAAGAUCCCAGCUGACCGCUUUGACGUUGAGACGCACAGUGAUCCGACAGGCAAGCGGAUGAACACGAGCAUCACUCCGUACGGCUGCUUUAUCGAUGAGCCCGGUCUCUUCGAUGCGCCCUUCUUCAAUAUGUCUCCGCGGGAGGCACUGCAGACGGACCCCAUGCAGAGGCUGGCCAUUGUGACUGCGUACGAGGCGCUUGAGCGGGCUGGUUACGUUGCGAACCGUACGCCUGCUGUAGACCUCCACCGGAUCGGCACCUUUUAUGCUCAGGCUAGCGACGACUACCGCGAGGUCAACACAGCCCAGGAGAUUGGGACGUACUUUAUCACGGGAGGGUGCCGUGCCUUUGGGCCCGGGCGCAUCAACUACUUCUUCAAGUUCUCUGGUCCGAGCUACAGCAUCGAUACAGCGUGCUCGUCAGGCCUGGCCACAAUACAUAUUGCAUGCAACUCGCUUUGGAACGGCGACAUAGAUAUGGCAGUGGCGGGUGGCAUGAACGUGCUCACCAACUCGGACGCCUUCGCUGGACUGGGCCAGGGCCAUUUCCUGUCCAAGACGCCCAACGCCUGCAAGACAUGGGACUGCGAGGCUGACGGAUAUUGUCGUGCCGACGGCGUGGCCUCGGUGGUUCUGAAACGACUGGAAGAUGCCGAAGCAGACAACGACAACAUCCUCGGCGUCAUCCUCGCCGCGGGGACGAACCACUCGGCCGAGGCCGUAUCCAUCACCCACCCGCACGCAGGCCACCAAGCAGAUUUGACAAGGCAGAUCCUGGCGCAAGCCGGGGUUGAUCCUCUUGACGUGAGCUACGUGGAGAUGCACGGGACGGGCACGCAGGCUGGCGACGCGCAGGAAAUCCAGUCCGUCACCGACGUGUUUGCACCCCUGACCGGGGCUCGACGACAGAGUCCCAAGCCGCCGCUGCAUAUCGGUGCCGUCAAGUCCAACGUUGGGCACGGCGAGGCCGUGGCGGGCACAACGGCGCUGCUCAAGGUGCUCCUCAUGUUUGACAAGCAGGCCAUCCCGCCGCACGUGGGCAUCAAGACGGCCAUCAACCCCGGGUUUCCCAAGGAUCUUGACAAGCGAAGGCUGUAUAUUCCGUACGAAAAGACGCCCUGGCCUCGGGUUGCAGGCAAGAAACGCAUUGCGGUUGUGAACAACUUCAGUGCUGCUGGUGGAAAUACAAGUUUGGUGAUCGAGGAGCCUCCGGAGCGGACGGCUACUACUACUACUAUUACUAACAGCGAUGCUGUGAUGGCUGACCCUCGCUCAACUCAUACCAUCGCCGUGUCAGCCAAGAGCAAGGUGUCGCUGAAAGGCAACCUCGAACGCCUGAUUGCGUACCUCGAGGCCAACCCUGACGUCUCGCUGCCAGACCUCGCGUACACGACCACCGCCCGGCGCCACCACCACAACCACCGCGUUGCCGUGGCCACAUCCGAUGUGUCCCACCUCAAGAAGCAGCUAAGAACCUUCCUCGAGACCGCCGACAGCCACAAGCCCAUCCCGCCUCAGGGGCCUCCAUCCGUCAUUUUCGCCUUCACAGGCCAGGGAGCAUCCCACCGGUCCAUGGACCUCGCCCUCUUCCGCGACCUACCCCCCUUCCGGUCCAAGCUCCUACAUCUCGACUCGCUCUGUCAGGCGCAGGGGUUCCCGUCCAUCAUCCCGGCCAUCGACGGCAGUUUCCCCAGGGACCACGCACACUCGCCGACCGUGACACAGCUCGCCCUUGUUUGCGUCGAGAUGGCGCUGGCUUGGUAUUGGGAAUCCCUAGGCGUGAGGCCAGACGUGGUCAUUGGCCACAGUCUGGGCGAGUAUGCCGCGCUGCAUGUGGCUGGGGUUUUGUCGGCUGCGGACGCCAUUUUGCUUGUGGGCCGGCGGGCGCGCAUGCUCGAGAGGAAGUGCCAGGCUGGUAGUCACAGGAUGCUGGCGGUAAGGGCUUCGCUCGGUCAUGUCCAUGCCCAUGCGAACGGCAAGCCGUUCGAGGUUGCGUGCAUCAACGGGCCGCAGGACACGGUGCUCAGCGGCACUGUUGACGAGAUCAACGCCCUGGCGGUUGAGUUGGAAGGGGCUGGGUUUAAGUGCUUUCCCCUGGACGUGGCGUUUGCUUUCCACUCGGCACAGACGGAUCCCAUUCUCGACGAGCUGGAAGAUACGGCUCAGCGGGAAGUCUUGUUCCAGCCGCUUCGCCUGCCCCUCGUCUCGCCUCUGCUAGGUAAGGUUGUUUUCGACAACAAGACGCUCAACGCCAACUAUGUCCGGCGGGCGACGAGGGAGACUGUUGACUUCUUAGCCGCUGUCGAGGCCGCACGUGCUCUCUCGACGGUAGACGAAUCCAUGGCGUGGAUCGAGAUCGGCCCGCAUCCCGUGUGCAUGGGCUUUGCACGGUCCAUCAUGCCCUCGCUCUCUACGGCAGUGCCCUCGUUGCGCCGUGGCGAGGACGACUGGCGGACACUGGUGGCCAGUCUGGGCGCGGUGCACUCGGCCGGCAUCCAGGUGAGCUGGGACGAGUUCCACCGUCCCUUCGAGCGCGGCUGCGGCCUGCGGCUGCUGGACCUGCCCACGUACGCCUGGAACGACAAGACGCACUGGAUCCAGUAUAAGGGUGAUUGGGCGCUUACCAAGGGCAAUACCUUCUACGACGCUGAGAAGAAGGCUGCGGUGGCACCGGUGACAGCGGUGGGAAUCAAUCCCCUGGCUGUGCCUCAAUCCAGCCUGCGAACCUCUCUGAUUCACCGCGUGGUCGGGGAGACUUUCUCCGGCCCAGCGGGGCGGGUUGUAGUGCAGUCGGAUCUGAUGCAACCGGACUUCCUGGCCGCCGUCCGCGGUCAUGAGAUGAAUGGAGCGGGUGUGGCGACGUCGUCUAUCCACGCAGACGUUGCCUUCACCCUUGGCAAGUACCUCUUCUACAAGCUAAGACCAGAGGAGAAGAAGAAGUGCAUCGUCCGGGAUAUGAGCAUCGAGAAUCUCGUCGUGCGUGAGGGCUUAGUCGCGCAGAAGAACACCAACGUGCCCCAGCUGAUCCAGAUCUCCAUCACGACGGACGACAUUGGCUCCGGCAUCGCCCAGCUUGCGUGGCACAACGUCACGCAGGACGGUUGCUCGCUAGCCGACGACGAACCCUUCGCAACAGCCCAGAUAAUCUACGGCAGCGCCGACGCCUGGCUAUCAAGCUGGGUGCCCAUGCAGCACCUCGUUCACGGUCGCAUCGAGACCCUAUCUCAACUCGCCGACCAGGGCCGCGCAAACCGCUUCUCGCACAACAUGGCAUACCUCCUAUUCGCCAACAACCUGGUCAACUACGCCGACAAGUACCGCGGCAUGCAGUCGGUGGUGCUAGACGGGCUUGAGGGCUACGCCGAGGUGACGCUCAAGUCCGAGCCGGGUGACGGCGUGUGGACGGUGCCGCCCUUCUUUAUCGACAGCGUCUUCCACCUCGCGGGCUUCGUCAUGAACGUGUCAGACGCCGUCGACACCCGGGCCAACUUCUGCGUCACGCCCGGCUGGGGCUCGCUGCGCCUCGCCCGCCCGCUUAUCCCCGGCGGCCGGUACCGCUCGUACGUGAAAAUGAUACCCACGGCUGAGGACCCGAGCGUUUAUCUCGGAGACGUCUACGUGCUGCAGGAGGAUGAAAUUGUGGGCGUCAUGCACGCCAUCAAGUUCCGCCGCUACCCGCGCGUGCUGCUCAACCGCUUCUUUUCCCCGGCCGAUGUCAAGAACAGCUCCAAGUCACGCCACGGCCACGCGCCAGCUACGGCGCAUGUUCCUGCGACUGCCGCAGCUCUCAGGCCAAAGCAUACCCCUGAGUCGCCGGUAGUAGUAUCAAAUGUGCCCUCCUCGACACCUGCUCAGCCACCAGCACAGGCAGCUUCUGCGCCGCAGUCCAAGCCCAAGGCCGUCGAGGUCAAAGAACUCGCCUCCUCCGAGACUGCCAACAGCACCGCAGCCAAGGCCCUGGCGCUCGUGGCAGCCGAGGCGGCGCUCGAGCUGUCCGAUCUCCACGACGACGCCAGCUUUGCCAGCAUCGGCGUUGACAGCCUAAUGAGCCUGGUCAUUGCUGAGAAGCUGCGCGAGCAGCUGAAUAUUACCGUUAGCGGUAGUCUGUUCUUGGAGUAUCCGACGGUCGGAGAUCUACGGGCGUGGCUGGUGGAGUACUAUAAUUAA
Messenger RNA from Canariomyces notabilis, 5523 nucleotides. RefSeq names its product putative polyketide synthase. The coding region runs from base 1 to 5523 and encodes 1840 amino acids. The transcript is spliced from 4 exons. The record is from RefSeq and is a predicted model, not a curated record. NCBI's taxonomy places the organism in Eukaryota, Fungi, Ascomycota, Sordariomycetes, Sordariales, Chaetomiaceae. Gene Ontology annotation, molecular function: fatty acid synthase activity; phosphopantetheine binding; 3-oxoacyl-[acyl-carrier-protein] synthase activity. Gene Ontology annotation, biological process: secondary metabolite biosynthetic process; fatty acid biosynthetic process.